Protobothrops mucrosquamatus (brown spotted pit viper) is the source of this 4203-nucleotide messenger RNA. It is a transcript of the gene KATNIP, whose product is annotated as KIAA0556 ortholog. The transcript is spliced from 24 exons. Lineage: Eukaryota; Metazoa; Chordata; Lepidosauria; Squamata; Viperidae. The record is from RefSeq and is a predicted model, not a curated record. The coding region runs from base 1 to 4065 and encodes 1354 amino acids.
AUGGUGACCGACUUCGACGAGAAGCACGACGAGCACUUGGUGCUGCUGCAGCAGAGGAACAGGAUCCUGAAGGCCCUGGAGAGGAAGGACCCUCUGCAGCUCCGGCUGAAGCAGCUGGAGCAGGGCUUCACUUUGUACGUGAACGGCGCCAACUCGGAGGCGAGCCGCGGCCGCAAAGUCAGCCCUCCGGCCCUGCUCGGGAGCGGCGGCGCGCGAACCGUCAGGGCGAACCCUGUGAGUACCAAAGACCUUUUAAAACAAGGAGAGCAGCAAGAGAGGAGCAUCCAAAGUGCACCUAGUAAAAUCCAACGCCGGGAGUGGCUCCAGAAAGCUGUGCAGAUCAAGACAGAAACUGGAUCUAGGCUCUAUAUUGCUCCUCCUUGCGAGUAUUCUGAGGAUUUUGAAUCUGAUGAAAGUUUAGAUCUGCAGACAACUGACUAUGAAGAGAAUGGUACUUCCCAGGAACUCCGACAAAGCUUGGAGUUUGCCAGGAGCCAAAAACAGGUGAAAGGGGAACAUUCUUCCGAGGAUUCUGACUCCAUCGAGGAGGAGGUUCCCAUUGAAGCCCCUGAGAAGAAAGAACCUGCGGCAUGUCUGGGAGGUGCUGCUGUGCCGGUUCUUGCCAAAGCAGCUCUCUCUCCUCUGUCUGGCACAGGCUCUGCUCUGGCCACUGGGCCUUUCGUGUUGGAAUUCAAGCCAAACUGCCCAGGCAUUAAGAAGGAGCAAAGUCUCUCUGCAAAAAGGAAGGGCACUGCUGAACCCUACAUUCCCGUCAAGUCCAUGAGUUCAGCGGCUGCAGGUCGUCGGUGCCUGGAAGAGCAGGAAGGAACCGCCUCCAGACCAAUAAGCCGAUCGGAAAGACCACUCUCAGCUGUUCGGAAAAAUGUGUGUGAGAAGAAGGAUCCAGCAAAUGCUGCUUCCAUUGUCCUCAAAGCUAUGCAAGCAGAAAAUGAGACACUACAAAAGGAGCUGCUCUGUAGGCAGCUGGAGGUCUCUACAGAGGACUAUGUGGGAUUGGAAAAGGAGGUCCGGGAUGCCAUCUAUAUCACUAUAGAGAUCCUCUCCAACUGGGGAGAUGUGUCCCGUGUGGGUCUGACAGAAGUGGAGUUCUUUGACUUGAAUUUUGAGAGAGUGUUUGUGUCACCUCACGAUGUGGACAUUCGGCAUGCAGAUCCACCUGGAGAGCUGAGCUACUUAGUUAACCAAAGCACAAAUGUCCCCAGAGAGCUUCUCCCCUGGUCAUGCCUCUUCCAGCCUCCAGUGCAGCUGUACUUCGUUGUCCGAAAUACCAGCCUCUCAGGAGACUUUGGACUAUCCAGAAUCAGGAUCUGGAAUUACAGCCCAGCCGUUCAUGGUGAUCUGAAUAUUGGAGCGAGAAAUAUCAUUGUAUACGUUGAUGGGUGUCUAAUCUUUGCUGGGGAGCUGCAGAAGGGCUGUUUGGCUCAUGAUUCUAAUGGCAACGGCUGCACCUCCAUUGAUCUCCCAACAAACCUUCCCCUUUCUCUAAAUGGAAAAGUAGACAAGAAUUGGUCUUCUGCAAAUCUGAGAGAGGAGCUUGACAAGCUGCUGCCGUUCAGUUGGGAGAAGCCUUCCAUAAAAGAAGACUGCCUUGAGGAAAAAGAGAGAACCAGUUAUCCUGACCAAUGGGAAAAGUCUCUCCAGCCCAACCCAAACAUCGGCAGCCUUGUCUCAUUGGAGGCCGCAAGUGGUCCAACCAAGCUGCUUCCCCCUGACCAAGACCUUAAAGACAGAGAGAAGGAAGAAUUCAGCCACCCCUUAUCUACGGAGGAAGCUGCACUUGUCAAAGAGGAGCCCUUCCCAGCCAAGGGCAGCACGAGGCCCUCAAGAGCCAAGUGGGGCACUUCUCAGGAGCACAUGCUGCAGGAAUCUUGGAAUUCGUUGUUGAAAUUCAAUCAUUCGCAUCGUGGUCGAAUAUCCAAUAUGGAUUUCCAAGGUGACAUUUUUGAUGAGUUUCUCCAUCAGCAGAAAAUUAGCCGGCAAGAAGCUCAGAAGCUCAGAAUAAAGGACCAGACACGGGGGCUGCUAGCACAGAAGAAGGACGACAACUGCUUAGACUUGGAGGAUGAGAGCGAAUUUAAAAUCCCCAUCUUACCUCAUGGUCAGCACUUAAAACUUGAUAUCAGGUCAACCUGGGGAGACAGGCACUAUGUUGGUCUGAAUGGACUUGAGCUGUUUAGCUCAAAAGGUGAGCCCAUCCAGAUUGUAAAAAUCACAGCCAGCCCACCCGAUAUCAACAUCUUGGCUGCGUAUGGCAAAGACCCCCGGAUUGUAACUAAUCUGCUGGAUGGAGUGAACCGGACACAGGAUGACAUGCACCUCUGGCUGGCUCCCUUCACUCCAGGAAAGUCCCACUGUGUUUGCCUGGACUUUGCAAAGUCAUGUGAAGUAGCCAUGAUUCGCAUCUGGAAUUACAACAAGUCUCGCAUCCAUUCUUUUCGGGGGGUGAAGGACCUCUCUAUUCUCCUGGAUGAAUGCUGCAUUUUCCAAGGAGAAAUUGCCAAGGCUUCAGGGACACUCGCUGGAGGUCCAGAGCAAUUUGGAGACACCAUCCUGUUCACAACAGAUGAGGACAUUCUGGAGGCCAUUUACUGUUACGAUGAGUCCUGCGAGGAGGAAAUUGAAAGUAGGAACAGCUUGGGCUAUGAGGAGGAGCUGAAGAGGCCGAGAACAGCUGAUGGAGAAGGAGAUGAGAGGCCCUUCACUCAGGCGGGUUCCAGGACAGAAAACAAGCCGAGUCAGGAGCAAAUUGCAGGGUCAGAUUCCCUCUCCGAGGUCGUGACAAGCAAAGAACCUGGAGUCUAUUCUGGAAAAUGCCUGCUGCUGAAUUUUACUGCUUCUUGGGGAGAUUCACAUUACCUUGGACUGACAGGGCUUGAAGUGGUUGGAAAGGAUGGCCAAGCAAUCCCAUUCUCUGUGGAUCAGCUCUCUGCUUCCCCUCAGGAUCUCAAUGAUCUUGUGGAGUAUGUGGAUGAUUCAAGGACCUUAGAUAAAUUGAUUGAUGGAAAAAACAUCACUAUGGAAGAUACCCACAUGUGGCUCAUUCCCUUUUGCCCUGGAGAAGAUCACCUGGUAACCAUCCAUUUCACCCAAGUAGAAAACAUCGCAGGGCUUCGCAUCUGGAACUAUAACAAAUCUCCUGAGGACACCUUUCGAGGGGCAAAGAUGGUCCAUGUGUGGUUGGAUGGCUGCUGCAUCUCCCCCCCUGGGGGCUUUCUUAUUCGAAAAGGACCAGGCAACUGCCACUUUGACUUUGCUCAAGAUAUCCUCUUCAUCAACUACCUUGUGGGCCCCACAGUUGCUCCUGCACAUGAGCGGAGCGAAGUGAAGAAGAGGGAGCAAGGCAGCAUGGAGUACGAAGCACCACUAAUGCCAUGUGGGUUCAUCUUCCAGCUCCAGCUACUCACAAGUUGGGGAGAUCCAUAUUACAUCGGUUUGAACGGGCUGGACCUGUAUAAUGAACACGGGGAGAAGAUUCUUUUAAAUCAGAACAACAUUGCAGCUUUUCCAGACAGCGUCAAUAUCCUGGAGGGAGUAUAUGGAGAUAUUCGAACACCAGACAAACUCAUUGAUGGUGUAAAUCACAGCAGUGAUGGAAGGCACAUGUGGCUCACACCAAUUCUGCCAGGGCUGGUGAAUCGAGUUUACAUUAUCUUUGACUUGCCAACUACCAUUUCCAUGAUCAAGCUAUGGAAUUAUGCAAAAACUCCCCAGAGAGGAGUCAAGGAAUUUGGACUCCUUGUGGAUGAUUUGCUGGUAUACAACGGCAUUCUCGAUAUGGUGAGCCAUCUGGUCCCUGGCAUUCUUCCUACUUGUGACCCUGUCGUUCCCCAUCACACUUUCCUCUUUACAGAGGACGAGAAGAUCUGCUGGCAGGAGAGGAGCACCAUGGUUAGCAACCAGAUAGAGGACCAGGAUGUACGACUGACGAAUGAGAGCCAGCUUAUAUCCUCUUCCAGAAAGAAGCAAAAGGGAGCUGCUGAUCCAGCUCUUCGUCCUAAAACCUGCAUUCAGGAUAAAGGACCAUUGCGGAGAACAAGACAGUGAGCAAAGAACAGGGUGGCCAACCUCCUAUGGCCCAUUUAUUGCCCAGGAAGAGGCGGCAGCCUGCACCACUGGCACCCAGUUCCCGACUGGAAUCAUGAGAGGGAACUCUGGGUGGGACUGAGCUGGCUGUUAGUGCUG